Molecule: messenger RNA, 789 nt
Organism: Solanum dulcamara
Lineage: Eukaryota; Viridiplantae; Streptophyta; Magnoliopsida; Solanales; Solanaceae
Exons: 3
Coding region: 174-479 (101 amino acids)
Source: RefSeq, a predicted model, not a curated record
UUCCUUUCUUUAAUUGAAAAAUGUAAAAAAGGAAUUCAUUGAGGGCCUCAGAGACACAUCAAGAAGAGUAAGGGAUCAUUCUGUAAUACCCAAAUACUUUCUAAACUCUUCCAAUCGCUUCCAUUACUUUGGUUUUUCUUCUUUUUUUCUACCCCCAAUAGUUUCAGUCAAAUAUGCGAGGAAGAAUGGACCCGAGAAUUGAUAAACUGGUGAGAGGGACAACCAUGGUGGCUACUGUUACUGCUUCUUAUUUCCUUCUCACUGCAGAUUAUGGACCUGAACCAAGUGUUCUCGACCCGAUCUGUUCAGAUCUGUUUCCGGUGAACUUUCAGAUCUGUUCAGAUCCAGCGCCGUCCAGUGGUUUCCGAAGAGAUCUUCCCAGUGAACUUUCCGGCGAACCUUCAGAAUCUUUGUCACAUCCUCUCCGGCCCAGAUUAAAAAUGCAAUACUGUCAGCAGAACAUUCUCUCAAAGAGUUGAUCUUUGGACCAAAGAAGGGUGUUCAAGAACACAAAGCUGAGAAUUCGACCCCUAGCUCUUUGGAGAAACAUGAAAAGUCUGGUGGCUAACUGGUUUUCCUCGCGUCCAAUCAUGCUGUUUGUAGGGCUACAGCUUAACCCAACAUCUGGAACUCUUAUUUACUUAAUUUUCUGAAUGCUUUUUCUUCUAAAGGUGAAUGUGAAUAUAUAGAAUAGACCUCUUUUAAGCUUUUUAUUAAUGUUGUAAAUGUUAUCCAUACCAGAGCAUGUUUGUCCUGAUAUUUCUGCAAAUUUCAUAGCAAGGUUGGAAA